This is a messenger RNA of Spodoptera littoralis (African cotton leafworm), 849 nucleotides long. The record is from the annotation of a GenBank genome assembly. Lineage: Eukaryota; Metazoa; Arthropoda; Insecta; Lepidoptera; Noctuidae.
AUGUUGUGGAAUAUAAAAUUACUGUGUUUAGCAGAGAUUUUAGUAAUAGUAAGUCUUAAUAUAGAGAAAAUCGCAGGAAAUAUCGAAAACAUUGAAGAUGAUGACGCUAGUAUCAAGCAAGCCCUAUUUUUAAUAAAACUGCUUAAAUCAGAUUUUGGGAAAAUUUUUCGGUCGAGCGGCAUUGUAAAUGAUGAAGCUACCACAAAUUUUAACGAAGAUGCUAACAGCACGUGUGGUCUGCGCUCCGACGAUAACAACACUACAACUCCCACGAGCACGACACCAAUCAGCACUGCAGUAAUGGGAUUCAACCGGCGAAUGAUGCCUGAUUUUGCAAAUUUUCGACGACAAGGAGAAACCUUAAAUAAAACAACUACUGAAACACGAGGCCAAACAAAAAAUGGCAAAAGCUUAAAUAACACAACAACUAAAAAACCACAAACAGCAAAACAUGAUCAAGUUGAAUCAAAAAAUAGAAAAAGCUUUAUUAAAAAAACAAAAGACGAUAAUUAUUCAGAUGAAGUAUACAGUGAUGCAGACGAAAACUAUUCAGAAGAGCUUGAAAACGAUCCAGAAGAAUUGAAUAAAGAUCAAGUCGAAUCAAAAAAUUCAUCAAGUUCAUCAAUUGCUUCAUCAACAAAAUCUACUAUAAAACCAAGAAUUAUAACAAAGACUACAACCAAAAAGAUUCGCACAAGUCGUACGACUUCUAUUAUGACCGGAAAGACGUUUCGAUCCUCCUUGAAAAUAUUUUUACCGCAUAGUUCCAGGCUUCCUAUACCUUUUUCAGAAAACAACGCAUUUUGUCAUUUUUACCCGACUAAUCCUAUAUGUGGUGGCACUACGUAA